Molecule: messenger RNA, 4735 nt
Organism: Oncorhynchus keta (chum salmon)
Lineage: Eukaryota; Metazoa; Chordata; Actinopteri; Salmoniformes; Salmonidae
Product: selenocysteine insertion sequence-binding protein 2-like
Exons: 18
Coding region: 355-2958 (867 amino acids)
Biological process (GO): selenocysteine incorporation
Cellular component (GO): ribonucleoprotein complex
Molecular function (GO): mRNA 3'-UTR binding; ribonucleoprotein complex binding; selenocysteine insertion sequence binding
Source: RefSeq, a predicted model, not a curated record
GUCGGCAAAGAAGCGUGAUUAAAUUGUUGUCAGCAGCAGAGUUCAGUCACCAUCGCUCUAGAUAACAUGAAAACAGCCUACUAAGCUCUGCUAGGGCAUGUAGAAUGGUCAGAGUGAGGAACGCCCAGAAUUGCGGGCUGCAGUUGCACACUAUUGAAGCUUGGUGCUACAUCAUGUGCACUCUGGGUGCUCAAAUUUUCCACAGCUGACUUGCCUGAGAGUUGUGUUUAACGAUGUCAUGCUAUGUUUGUACAGUAACUGUGUAGUCAGCUAACUGUGUGUAUAUAAAUAUAUAUAUAUAUACACGACAGAAACAAGACCAUCUGACUUCAACUGGCAAUCACGAAACAGGAGAUGGACAAGCAGAGCAAAUUGUCACCUGCAGUCCAGCCCUUUGUUCCAAAAGUCCAGCAGGAAGGGAGAUUGGAGGCCCCUAAACAACUGACAACUUCACUGCCCCUGACACUACCAAACCCUUAUCUGUUAGAUCAAGGUUCUAGAAGGCAUCAGGCUGGUAAGUCUACUUCAGGUGACGACUCGAGAAAGAGCCCCAGGCAGAGGCCAUCAACCACUGAUGGUAUGCGAGGAGACGCACAGAGCAAGCAUGGCUACAUCAGCAGCCGUCGUACCAAAGGGACAACUGAAACCAGUGCAUACACAGCUGGAGAACGACUCAUACGUGAUCAGCAAACAAAGGCAUCAAAAUCUAGUUCUGAGUUUGGUUCUCAGGACAAUAACAUGAUCAGGACAUCCUUGGAUGCACCAAGAAGAGGGGGUUUUAGAGGGACCAGAUCUGCCCCAAAGUCAUCAGAGAGAUCUGAACCUGCCCAGUUGGAUCUUGUCACAUUUGAGGUGAAAAUGGCUGAAUUCCCAGAGCUGGGUGGUUUGGCACCCGGCAGUCCUGCACUUCCUGCCCCACAGAAACCUGGAACCUGCUGGGGAUCAGCCUCACCAUCCCUCACCCCCCAUCAUCAGAGCUCAGUAUGCACUAGUAAGACUACACCAGUAAGAAAAGGACAAAGACAGGACCCCAGUCGAUGCACCGCUUCCAGUGAAAAUAGUGAUGCAUCCUUGACUAUCGCACAAGCUCAGACUGUGGAGGCAGUUUCACAGAGCAGUGGCCUAGCAGUGACCUCCUGGGCCAAUGUGGCCUCCCAGCCUCCAAAGAAAGUAAUCCCCAAGAAAAUGGUCAAUAAUGGCACUCCCUCCCAGAAGGAAACAUCUGUGCAGCAAGAAGAACACGCCUCUGAGAAGAAGAAGAAAGGGAAGAAGAAGAAGAAGAGAUCCAAAAUGCCGGGUGAAGUCGGAGCGUUAGAGGAGUCUGAGGACCUGGUCAUUUAUCAGGAGCCACCCAAGUUUGAGGAUGAAGAAGAGUUUCCAGACUUGUCUCUGGCCUUCGCUGGUUUAGCCAGAGUGCAAGGCCACAACUCGGUAGUGUUGAGCAACAUUGCAAAACUUGUCAACAAGGAGGAGGGUCACAGAGAAGGAACAGGACUCCAGCCAGGUGACCAAAACAAGGACAAAGCCACAGCAGGAAAAGCUCUGCCUUCAGAGACAAAGAAGGGACAGAAAGCUGAGAAGACCAGUGGGAAGAAGAGCAAAGUCCCUGUGCAGCUGGAUAUCGGGAAUAUGUUGGCGGUUCUGGAGAAGAAACAGCAAACUCAGAAAGACAAGCAGGACACCAAAGGGGUCAUCCUCUCAGUUGGUGGGUCGCUACCUGUCGGCCAUAAGAACGCACUAAUCCAGAAGAAACCACGGACACAGGAUAAGAUAGCCCACAACCCCUUGGACUCGACCAGCCCUCUGGUAAAGAAGGGCAAGCAGAGAGAGGUUCCCAAAGCUAAGAAACCCACACCACUGAAAAGGGUGAUUCUCAAGGAGAGGGAAGACAGGAAACAGAACCGUUUGCUGGAGGAGCGGGCACUGCCACCUUCAAGUGAAGAAUCCAAGAUGGCCGGCGACAUAACAGAGGAGCUGUGUGAGGCCAUCGGCAUAGACCAGGACCAGCAUGACUCUACAGAUGUAAGCAGCAGCCCUACUAGCCCCUCUGUGCUUGAGGAGCAGUCAGAAGUACAUGGGGAGACUGAGGGGGACACUGAGGGGGACACUGAGGGGGACACUGAGGGGGACACUGAGAAGGAGACUGAGAAGGAGACGGAGGAGACUGAGAAGGAGACGGAGGAGACUGAGAAGGAGACGGAGGAGACUGAAGACCCAACCAACCAGUCUCAGCCACAGCCCUGCCCUCCCUUUCGACCCAAAAUCCACAGCAGGAAAUUCAGAGAUUACUGCAGCCAGGUGCUGAGUAAAGAUGUGGACGAGUGUGUGACCAACCUGCUGAAAGAGCUGGUGCGCUUCCAGGACCGGCUGUACCAGAAAGACCCUAUGAAGGCCCGCAUGAAGAGACGUCUGGUCAUGGGCCUCCGGGAGGUCCUCAAACACCUCAAACUCAGGAAGGUCAAGUGUGUUGUCAUCUCCCCCAACUGUGAACGGAUCCAAUCUAAAGGCGGUCUGGAUGAAGCUCUCCACACCAUCAUUGACACCUGUCGAGAGCAGGGCGUUCCCUUUGUGUUUGCCCUCUCCAGGAAGGCCCUGGGCCGGUGUGUCAACAAAGCUGUGCCUGUCAGCCUUGUGGGCAUCUUCAACUACGAUGGAGCACAGGACCAUUACCACAAAAUGAUUGAACUGUCGUCAGAGGCGAGGAGAGCUUAUGAGGUGAUGAUAGAAAACUUGGAGUUGACAUCACAAGGAGAACAAGAGAACCAAGCGGAUCAGCUAAGCACUGGGCCACUGCCAUCUCCACCAGCCUGCUCAGAAACCGAGGAGCCAGAGUACAUAAAACUGUGGAAGAAAAUGCUGGAGAAGGAAUGCAAUCACAAGUUUUUAAACUUCGAGGAGCAGUUUAGCUCCGUUCCCAGGGCUAGUGACUGUAAAAAACAGAUGGAUGAGAAGAGUUGAUGAUGGAGACUGUGCCUAAAAACCCACUUGAUGCCAGCGCUGACUGUCAGUCCUGAAGGAAAUACUUGAUGGCACGAUGAACCCCCUGAUGUUGCAUCCCAAAUGGCACCCUAUUCCUUAUAUAGUGCUAUAUUUUCUUUGACCGAGCCCUAUGAGUGCUAGGUUAGGGAAUAUUGUGCCAUUUCCGAUGCUGACAGAUCAAAAUUGAUCUAUUUCCUGGGACCAAACCAAUCACUAGAAGUGACCAUUCAGCAUGUAUUUACACUGCUCCAUGAUGACAGGUUUAUUUACCUAAUGUGCCUAUAUAAAAUAGAAUCAAAGUAUACUUUAGCUGUGAAUGUUAGAUGAGCGACAUGACCUCAAGAUGUUCAGUUUUUUUUUCUGAAACAAUGGAAAUGCCACCAAAACAGUUUUGUUUUCUUGUUCAAAUUAGGCAUAUUAUUUCCUUUGUCAAUCAUGUGUGUACUUACUGUAUAAGGUUGAGAGUCAGUGAUUGUUUCUUUGAGGCUACACCAGUCAACAAAUGUGCUGUCAUAUACACUGAUAUGAACUUUGGUCUUUGACAUUAUCCAAACAAUAAAAUUAUAAUUUUAUUCAUAAGAGACAAUGUUGUCUUUAAAUAAUUGUCAAUACCUAAUGAAGGUUAUAUCAUUUUGUAAAUUUACUUUGUUACAUUCAUGUGCAAUACUUUAAUAGCAUUUUUAAAAUUGUUAAAUGUCUUUUAUAACAGAUAUUAAAAUAAUUAUGGUUCAGUGAUCAAUAAUGAUCUGAAGUGAUGUACAGUGCCUUGCGAAAGUAUUUGGCCCCCUUGAACUUUGCGACCUUUUGCAACAUUUCAGGCUUCAAACAUAAAGAUAUAAAACUAUUUUUUUGUGAAGAAUCAACAAGUGGGAUGACAUUUUGGAUAUUUCAAACUUUUUUAACAAAUCAAAAACUGAAAUUGGGCGUGCAAAAUUAUUCAGCCCCCUUAAGUUAAUACUUUGUAGUGCCACCUUUUGCUGUGAUUACAGCUGUAAGUCGCUUGGGGUAUGUCUCUGUUUUGCACAUCGAGAGACUGAAAUUUUUUCCCAUUCCUCCUUGCAAAACAGCAUGAGCUCAGUGAGGUUGGAUGGAGAGCAUUUGUGAACAGCAGUUUUCAGUUCUUUCCACAGAUUCUCGAUUGGAUUCAGGUCUGGACUUUGACUUGGCCAUUCUAACACCUGGAUAUGUUUAUUUUUUAACCAUUCCAUUGUAGAUUUUGCAUUAUGUUUUGGAUCAUUGGCCUCAUUGGAUCAUUGGCCUCUUGGCUGCAUCUCUGAUCAGUCUUCUCCUUGUAUGAGCUGAAAGUUUAGAGGGACGGCCAGGUCUUGGUAGAUUUGCAGUGGUCUGAUACUCCUUCCAUUUCAAUAUUAUCGCUUGCACAGUGCUCCUUGGGAUGUUUAAAGCUUGGGAAAUCUUUUUGUAUCCAAAUCCGGCUUUAAACUUCUUCACAACAGUAUCUCGGACCUGCCUGGUGUGUUCCUUGUUCUUCAUGAUGCUCUCUGCGCUUUUAACGGACCUCUGAGACUAUCACAGUGCAGAUGCAUUUAUACGGAGACUUGAUUACGCACAGGUUGAUUGUAUUUAUCAUCAUUCGUCAUUUAGGUCAACAUUGGAUCAUUCAGAGAUCCUCACUGAACUUCUGGAGAGAGUUUGCUGCACUGAAAGUAAAGGGGCUGAAUAAUUUUGCACGGCCAAUUUUUCUGUUUUUGAUUUGUUAAAAAAGUUUGAAAUAUCCAAUAAAUGUCGUUCCACUUCA